Messenger RNA from Penicilliopsis zonata CBS 506.65, 1827 nucleotides. RefSeq lists its product as hypothetical. Gene Ontology annotation, biological process: L-valine biosynthetic process. Bases 1 to 1827 code for a protein of 608 amino acids. The record is from RefSeq and is a predicted model, not a curated record. NCBI's taxonomy places the organism in Eukaryota, Fungi, Ascomycota, Eurotiomycetes, Eurotiales, Aspergillaceae. Gene Ontology annotation, molecular function: flavin adenine dinucleotide binding; thiamine pyrophosphate binding; acetolactate synthase activity. Gene Ontology annotation, cellular component: acetolactate synthase complex; mitochondrion. The transcript is spliced from 4 exons.
AUGCUGAUAAACAGCCCACCCACCGGCUACAACAACCCCGCUGCGGGGCCCUACACAGCAGCCUUUGCCUUUUUCGAGGCGUUAUGGGAGGCAGGAAUUACUCAUGUGUUCGUCAAUCUGGGAACGGAUCACCCUGCAAUCAUCGAGGCAAUGGUCAAAGGCCAGAAGGAGAGGCCGAAUGAGUUCCCCCGUAUCAUCACCUGUCCUAAUGAGAUGGUUGCACUCUCGAUGGCCGAUGGGUACGCUCGCUUGACUGGCAAGCCCCAGUGCGUGAUUGUCCACGUCGAUGUUGGCACGCAGGGCCUGGGUGCCGCAGUGCACAACGCGUCGUGCGGGCGGGCUCCGGUUCUGAUCUUUGCCGGCCUAUCUCCAUACACAGCCGAGGGCGAGGUUCUCGGCUCUCGUACCGAGUACAUCCACUGGAUUCAGGAUGUGCCAGACCAGAAGCAGAUCGUUGCGCAGUACUGCCGAUACACGGGGGAGAUCAAGACCGGGAAGAACGUGAAGCAGCUGGUCAACCGCGCGUUGCAGUUCGCUACCAGCGAUCCCCAGGGCCCGGUGUAUCUAUACUGCGCUCGCGAGGUGAUGGAGGAGGAGAUCAAGCCCUACAAGUUAGACCAGAAUGUGUGGAAACCGGUCGUGUCUGGUGCGCUGCCGACCGAUGCGGUCGAGCUGAUCGCGUCGGAACUUGCCAAAGCCAAGGAGCCCCUGGCGAUUGUGGGCUAUACCGGCCGACAGGCGCAGGGUGUGAAAGAACUGGUCGCCCUGGCUGAUGCCGUACCCAACCUACGUGUGCUGGACACCGGUGGCUGUGAUAUGUGCUUCCCUGGCGACCACCCGGCAUGGCUGGGUCUGCGGUUUGGCCUCCACGAGGCCAUUCGGACGGCAGACUUCAUCCUGGUGGCCGACUGCGAUGUCCCCUGGGUGCCGACCAUGUUCAAGCCCUCGGAGACGGCCAAGGUCGUCCACAUCGACAUCGACCCGCUCAAACAGCAGAUCCCCGUCUUCUAUAUCCCGUCCAUGGCCACCUUCCGGGCCCACACGCCGACCGCGUUCCGACAGAUCCACGAGCACAUCGCUGCGACGGCGUCUCUGCAGCAGAUUGUCAGCUCCGAAGAGGCCGCCGCCCACCGCAAGAAACGGGAAGAAGACUUCAAGCAGCGGAAGCAGGAAAUCGCCCAGAUGGCCGUCGCUCCGGCUGGCGGGGACGCCGCGUCCUUCAACGGCGCGUAUCUCAUCUCUCAGCUCCGCCGGCAGGCUCCCGUAGACACCAUCUGGGCGAUCGAAGCGGUGACUCUCACCACCAUCGUGGGGGACCAGAUUGCGGCGACCCUGCCGAACUCCUGGAUCAACUGCGGCGGCGGCGGGCUGGGCUGGUCCGGCGGCGGCGCCUUGGGGAUCAAGCUGGCGAGCGACGCGGAGCACGGGGGAUCCAACCAGGGCAAAUUUGUGUGCCAGAUCGUGGGCGACGGGACGUACCUCUUCUCGGUGCCCGGGUCGGUCUACUGGAUCGCGGGGCGAUACAAGAUCCCCAUCCUCACCAUCGUGCUGAACAACAAGGGGUGGCACGCCCCGCAGAAGAGCAUGCUGCUCGUCCACCCGGACGGCGAGGGCUCUCGCGCCACCCGAGACGAGCUCAACGUUGCCUUUGAUCCCACGCCGGACUACGCGGGCAUCGCCAAAGCCGCAGCGGGAGGCAGACUGUGGGCAGGACAUGCCUCGACGGUCGGCGAACUCGCCCAGCUUCUUCCGGAAGCCAUCCAGAGCGUGAAGAGCGGCGUGGCGGCGGUCCUCGAAGUCCACUUCCAGGGACGGGGGGAUCAAUAG